AUGUUUAAUAGACAUAUUAAAUCAACAAUAGAGAAUUCUUUAAAGCUUUUUCCAGCAGUUUUAUUAAAUGGUGCAAGACAAGUAGGAUCAGCUAAUGUGUUAUCUUACCCUGAUGUUAGAGAUAGUUUAGCUGGUAGAAUGGAUAUUAUUUCUUUAGAAGGAUUUAGUGUUAGUGAACUAGUAAAACAAAGUAAAUCUUCUUUUGUCAGUAAUUUAAUUCAUACCAAAGAUGUUAAUUUAUUAAUUCAUCAAUGGACUCAAAAAAUGAAUUUAAAAUCAAAGAUAGGAAAUAAAACUUUGAAUGAAAUGUUGUUUUAUGGUUUUUUCCCAGAAGUUGCUAUAAAAAGAAAUAAUGAAUAUAGAAAUAGAUGGAUUUCAUCAUAUAUUACGUCAUACAUAGAAAAAGAUAUUAGAGACUUGAGCAAAGUCAUAGAUAUUGUAUCAUUUGCAAAGCUAUUAAGAAUAAUAGGAUUGCGAACAGGAAAUCUAUUAAAUAACAAAAACUUAAGCAUUGCUAUUGGAUUAGACCAGAGAACAGUAGCAAGAUAUAUAGAACUAUUAGAAAUCUCAUUUCAACUUAGUUUAUUAAAACCAUGGUCAUCAAAUUUAGGCAAACGUUAUGUAAAAACACCAAAGAUAUUUAUUAAUGAUGUUGGAUUAGCAGCAUAUUUUUUGGGAAUAAAUGAUUGUAAAUUGAUAAAUAACUACCCUAAUUACGGAGCUUUAUUUGAAACAUUAAUAUUUGCAGAGCUACGCAAAUCACUAAUUUAUAAUUCUCUUGCUAAUAUUUUUUUCUAUAGAAAUCAUCAAGGUAUAGAGGUAGAUUUUCUCAUAACACAAGGUGAAAGAGUAUUAGGUAUAGAAUGUAAAUUGAGUUCUUCUGUUACUUCAAAAGAUUGUAAAAACUUAAAAUUUAUUCAAGAAGAAGUCAAAAAUGAUUUUUUAGGAGUGUUAAUAUAUAGGGGUGACCAAGUUAUAAAGGUUGAGAAUAAUAUAAUAGCUGUACCUUUUGAGCUAUUAAUUUAG
Messenger RNA from Trichoplax adhaerens, 1026 nucleotides. RefSeq lists its product as uncharacterized. Lineage: Eukaryota; Metazoa; Placozoa; Uniplacotomia; Trichoplacea; Trichoplacidae. The record is from RefSeq and is a predicted model, not a curated record. Bases 1 to 1026 code for a protein of 341 amino acids. The transcript has 2 exons.